Cercospora beticola is the source of this 2392-nucleotide messenger RNA. RefSeq lists its product as uncharacterized. The record is from RefSeq and is a predicted model, not a curated record. Lineage: Eukaryota; Fungi; Ascomycota; Dothideomycetes; Mycosphaerellales; Mycosphaerellaceae.
CCGCCUUGCUGUGUAGCAAAACAUCCCAUCGCUUCGUGCAGACAGACAAUCGUUCGCAACAACCAGUACCCACACUCGUUCAGGCACACCCACCCACACACACGCAAACUCUCCGACGGGCCGUCCCACUUCGACCUCGUGCCAAACCGCUGAUAGGCGGGCCUCUGCUGGAUCGACAGGCAAAGGAGAGAGCUUCUGGCGGUCGGGUCGCAAGCAACGACCAGCUUCGGUCCCAUAAAACACUGCCUCCGCCUCACGGACACUGCGCGGUGUUGGAUGCGACAUCUUCUGAAUCUCUCCAGCACGGCGUUGCAGAUAAGAAGCUCUUGACGCAAUCAGAGAAGCGAGUCAGGACCUGCCCCAUCACCGAUUCAUCCUUGGCCGCAGCACAGCUUCGCCUACACAAUUGCUUCAACUUCCCGACGGGAGUUUUGAAGAGAGAGUGGGCACGCUGUGGAUCGGAUUGCGCGACGACUGGAUUCCGCCUUGUCCUUGUGAAACACCCUCGACACUUUCGCACGCGACAGCCCACUUGAGGAAACAAUCCUUGCAAGCUCCAGGACCACCUGGUGUACACACCGCCAUGGGUACGCCACGCUAUCACCACCAGAUCGACCCCUUUCACGAGAACACAUCCGAAUCCCCAACUGCGUACCAAGGCGCGGGAGCUAUCGAUUUGACCCCAACAUUGCGCAUAGAGAACAACCGCUUCGAAGAGGUGCAUCUGCCCCAGGAUCCCAGCAAACAACAGCAACCGGCACGGGAAGGCCUAAAAUCGCGUCUGCUCUCGUCCCUGUCAAGCGCACAACCUGCAGCUGCCGUGUUGUCGCGAUCGGGAAGCGUGCUACAUUCCAGAGCAAAGUCCUGGGCCGCCGCAUACAACCAAACCACGCCGGAACGAUCGCCUUCGCCCAACAAGAACAAGUUCGUUGACAACCUCUUCUCUGGUGAGUCUGGUCGUGUACGAUUGGGAGUGCCGACUUCGCCCAUCAAGGAAAAAGAAGACACAGAGUUCGUCAUGGAAUACCAACCUGGGUUUACUGAGCGACCUGGUCGACCACGAUUACGGCAGCAACCAACAAACGCGACAACAUCCACGACGGCCACUGCAAAUUCUGCGAACUCUGCAUCGAACAGCUCACGGAAAGUGUCAUGGUUCGGCCGCAAAGCGAGCACACCGGCGCCGCAGCCAGUAAAGGUGGAGGAUGAGAUGCUCAGCAUCAACAUCAACACGGCAUUAUUCCCCCAUGGCCCUGCAGAUCCACUGUCCCCUCAAGCAUUCAACGAUCUACUCCUCAACGCGACAAACUUGAUCCAGCGAAUGCAAAUCGCAUAUAAAGAGAAGGUCGAAUACUUGGCGAGCAUACAACCAGAAAUCGAUGCGCAAAAAGAGGAGGUUGAAGAGGCACAAACACGCUCGGCGCAUUUGAAAAUGCAGCUUGAGGAUACGGCGCGCAUUGCGAAAGAGCAACGCGACGUCAACGAAGAACUUAUCCUCAAGUUCUCCGAGGAGAAAAUGAAGGUACAGCAAUUGCAAGAAGAACGCGCAAAGUCGAUUCGCAUAGUACGACGCGAGACAGAAAUUCCAGAGGAGGAUGAAGACCCGAGUAGGACGAUCAAGCGCAGCUCACGAGGAAGCGCUUCCGAUUCAGGAUUCGAGUCUGAUGCAGACACAGCUUCGCUAUUCAGCAGUGGCGUUGAGACGCCUGCAUCGCAGUAUGCAUCAAGACCUCCGACACUGGACCAUCGGAUUGAUCCGCGAUAUAUACCCGCUCGAGGCAGCGUUCUAUCACAACAAUCUACGGCUUUCUCGAGAAAUGAAGGCGUCGCAUGGGCCACAGUCGAGAAACUCCGAAACGAGAACUCCGAUCUCAAAGCGCAAGUCGUGAACUUGCAGCAAGGCUACGAUGGAGUGCUCGAAUUUGUCGAAACCCUCCGAGAAACAAAGUAAAGUCCUGUCAAGGAGCUGUCGUGGUUUAUGCUUUGCGGAGAGCUGGGCUCUUCGUUGCAACGCCUGCCUACUGGACGACCAAAAAUAAAGCCAACCGGAAGAAAUUGAACCCAAUCUCUUCCCUAUAUCUUGGAAUCUGAAAAAACAUUUGUGUUAACGCGGGUCUUGAAACCAAUGUAUAAAUGCAUCGCAUUGCAUCGCAGGAAUCUAAAGCGCUGGCUUGUCAUAUGGGUUUGAUCUACUUCGCGUUAUGCGCGUUACUUAUCUCGCACACGAAAUAGAAAUUCAUUUCCCAAUGAGCAGUAUCAUCCAGUCUCCUUUUUGACAGCACGCGCUUUCAUUUCGCGUUGGUCAAGAAGCAUAGACUUCCAAAUCAGUCGUUACGAGUCUGACCUCGUACUCUUGUGCCAGGAUACAGUCCGUGGCACGAGCUCCCAUUCC